CUAAGCAGUCUGUAAUUAUUUCACUCAUCCUGCUUGUCUUGCAUUAAUGCCUCUGUGCUACUUUCUGGCAUCUUGAGUCUUCCAAGGUUCAGUUGAAAAGAACAUAAGGCUGAAGAUCUUUUUAAUCGAUGCUUAUGUCCAAGUUCCUUGGGCUUCUUGAUUUUAAAAUGCUUCUCUCUCUCAACUGGAGCACAGAAAGAUAAUCACAAGUGAUUGGAUUACCCUAGGCUAAGGCUUUUCUGUUCUUCAGCUGGUUCUGCGUGUGCAGCCGCCUCUGCUGAUGGUGCAGGAAAGUGCUUUAGGCAUGGGGGUUACUCUUCAGAUGAAAUCACAGUUUGCCCAACUCCUUCAGCUGGAAGCUGAGAGCAGGCAGGCCAUGCCUGGGUGUGGUGGGAGUCUGAGACGGAGUCUCCUAGCGAGUCAGAGAACAGUGACUUCCAGUCUCUUCUCAGCUGGGAUUCAACUUUGGAUCUGGAUGUGUGGAGCUGGAGAAAUACUGAAGAGGUGGCCAUGAGAAAGCUAGAGGAGAGCAGCCGAGAGGCAGACCAUGAGCCGGAGCAAAAUGAGACUCUCUGGGAGGAUGAUAGCGAAGACUACCAAAAGGCAGAGAGGCCAUGUGAAGAUGACAGUCUUCUCCAGUUCUUCUCAAAGGUAACCCAGAUGAUGGAACCUCUCCACAUUAGCAGCACGGAGUCAUCACAGACUGAGUGGGAUUAUUGUGACUCUGGGAAGGAGGGUGAUGGGGAAGAUGUGAAGUGCCAGGAAAAGACCAGAGGAACAGCAGUCUUGGGAACAGAGGAAAGUCAACUACACAUCCUGGUAGAAGACAAGAAAGAACAUUUCCUGGGAAGAGAGGAUAAGACUCAAGAGGCACCUGGAAGAGAAGCUUUAGGUGAGCUGCAUCCACAGGAGAUAAGCAAUCAGGCACAGGAGGAAGAUGAUAGUGAUAGCACCUCUGCAGCCCUCACACUGGACUCCACAAGUCCUGUCGACAUGCAGCAGGUGCAGCUGAGCUGGGAUAACCCACUGCAGCAUUUUGUUUUCAAAAGAACUCUCCUGUCCACCUGGAAGGUGAUAGCCAGUCACAGAUGCAGUGGCCCAUUCCUGAAGGCAGUGUCAGAGAAACAAGCCCCUGGAUACAGGGAUGUGGUGAAGAGACCUAUGGAUUUAACCAGCAUAAAGAGAAGACUGUCAAAGGGACACAUUCAGUCCAUGGUCCAGUUCCAGCGUGACCUCAUGCUCGUGUUCCAGAAUGCUGUAAUGUACAACAGCUUCAACCACCACGUGCAUCGCAUGGCCAUGGAGAUGCAGCGAGAGGUCUUGGAGCAGCUGCAGAUGUUGUCUGAAGCCCUCCUGUGCCCAAGGGAUAGGCUGUGGUGGGAGAGGAGGUAACAAGCCAUGUCUGAGGCCUGUUUCUCUUGGAGCAGUGUUGUCUCCUUGCCUCAGGAUGUCUGCUGGGGCUCAGGGGAUGUGCUGACAUUGCAGCUGUGAUCUUCAGCAGACCUAGUUAUCCCACAGCUGCACCCGCCAGCUUGAUGGGAUAAGGAACAAAGUGCUUUCUAGAAGAGGCACUAUAUGGGAAACCUCCUCUCUUCCCUGGGAAAAGGAGCACCACAGUCCUGCAGUGAGAAGAGGUUC
This is a messenger RNA of Dryobates pubescens (Downy woodpecker), 1638 nucleotides long. RefSeq names its product bromodomain-containing protein 8-like. Gene Ontology annotation, molecular function: protein binding. Bases 511 to 1392 code for a protein of 293 amino acids. Lineage: Eukaryota; Metazoa; Chordata; Aves; Piciformes; Picidae. The record is from RefSeq and is a predicted model, not a curated record. Gene Ontology annotation, cellular component: NuA4 histone acetyltransferase complex. The transcript has 7 exons.